UGUUCGGGAAUUUUUAAAUUCAGUGCUGGGAAGUAAGAGCCUGCUGCGCGGGUAGGAUGCGGCGGCAUGCACCGCGCAGUGCUACUAAUGGCGGUGCUCACCACCACCAUCGCCCCACAAAGCAACAUAACAGAAGUGCCAGGUGUUGAAAUGUCAAGCGCUAUCAAGAAAACUACAAUGAUUGUCCCGACGUCGCACAUAAUAAAGUCGAUGGCAAACAAGACGAGACGACUACCAACACGUAAGGGGAAAGGGGACUCGCCGAUGUUAAAUUACAUCUUUGAUUCGUACGCGACAAGUAACAAGCAUUUCCAUGACAAAUUCCGAGCGCCAUCAUUUGAAGGGGACGUAAGCUCAGAAGACACACUACUUGAGGCUGAUACGGGAGCUACAGUCUUAUUUGACUGUCAAGUAUUUUCUUUAAGAGAUAAAACGGUAUCGUGGAUUAAAGUUUCCGAGAAUGAAAAUCUAGAAUUACUAACAUUAAAUCUAGAUACAUACACAGCUGACAACAGGUACCGAGUGGACGUGGCCGGUGAGACUUGGAGGCUGUAUCUAUCAAACGCUAAAGAACAGGAUUCUGGUAUAUAUUGCUGCCAUGUGUCAACGCAUCCUCCAAUGUUGAAAAGAUUCAAGUUAAUUGUUCACAGGCCAGAAAUAAGAAUGAGCAAAGAAGCUUUCUUAGAGAGCGGGGAAACAUUAUCACUGAAGUGCACGGUUGUGCAUUUGACGUCGGGGGAGGCGCCACCCACGUUGCAUUGGUACAGGGGCAAUGUUACCGCGCCUCUCGACGAGAUACGAGGAGGGGUGCUAAUUGAAACCGAUCAUCUCGCUAUGACGUCACAUUUACAGGUCGCUGGCCUGAAAGUGGAAGAUGCGGGUAACUACACCUGCGCCUUAGAAGCUCCUUUAAUUAUGAAAACCGUUGCAAGGGUUCAUGUCUUACAAGGGUCUAGUCUUGCAGAACUACAAAGCGGGGUGAAGUCUACAUCCAUCUACCUUAGUCUGCUCGUCACUUCUAUACUCGUUAAUUUAAUCAUUUGUGGCGACAUAAGAUGACCUAUUUAGGUAACUAGUAUCACAUAGGAACGGAAGCAAAUGCUAAUGAAAGGCUGGAUAACGCAAGAAUUUCAAACAUGGGGAACAAGUUAUUUGUAAAAUUAAUCGGUUGCAAACAUACUCAAAAACAACGCUACAUUCGCUUAAGGAAACUUCUUAACGUAAUAAAAUCCUCCUAGAAGUAAUCUUACUUGUCGGUUUAACAUGUAUGAAAAAAAAAAUAACUGCAGUUUUUAAAAAUUUUCUAUAACAAAUCUAUAGUAAUUGCGAAUGCGUUUAAAUAGAAAUUGA
This is a messenger RNA of Papilio polytes (common Mormon), 1350 nucleotides long. RefSeq lists its product as uncharacterized. The transcript has 9 exons. The coding region runs from base 67 to 1059 and encodes 330 amino acids. Gene Ontology annotation, biological process: synapse organization. Gene Ontology annotation, cellular component: neuron projection membrane. Lineage: Eukaryota; Metazoa; Arthropoda; Insecta; Lepidoptera; Papilionidae. The record is from RefSeq and is a predicted model, not a curated record.